This is a messenger RNA of Zygosaccharomyces rouxii, 948 nucleotides long. It is a transcript of the gene MRPL4, whose product is annotated as mitochondrial 54S ribosomal protein uL29m. The transcript has a single exon. Lineage: Eukaryota; Fungi; Ascomycota; Saccharomycetes; Saccharomycetales; Saccharomycetaceae. The record is from RefSeq and is a predicted model, not a curated record. Gene Ontology annotation, cellular component: mitochondrial ribosome; mitochondrial large ribosomal subunit. The coding region runs from base 1 to 948 and encodes 315 amino acids. Gene Ontology annotation, molecular function: structural constituent of ribosome. Gene Ontology annotation, biological process: mitochondrial translation.
AUGUUAUUCCAAAGAGGUCUUUCCACUACUGCAAGAGUCUCUGCAAGGACGAAGUUUACUAGACCUAAACCAAAGCCACCAAAGAGGCAAAAUGUCAGACCUCCAACACAAACAACCCAUCACGACAAUACAUUGAGAAUCCAAGCGCCAAUUCCACCUUCAGCAGCUAAUAUACAAUGUCCUGAUGAUCAUCCAUUGUGGCAAUUCUUUGCUGAUAAAAAAUUUAUGAGAUCUCCAGAGGAAUUAGACGUCCAUUCUAGACCAUGGAGUGUCCCCGAAUUGAGAAGGAAAUCGUUUGAAGAUUUACAUUCCCUUUGGUAUACCUGUCUAAAGGAAAGAAAUAUUCUAGCUAGAGAGAACCAUCUUCUAAGAAAUGCAGUUGGUGGUCAACAAGAAUUUUUUGAACAAGUAGCAGAAAGAGUGAGGACUACAAUGUGGAGGAUUAGACAUGUUCUUAGUGAACGUGAUUGGGCUUUCCGUAAUGCGCAAGAAGCCUUUAGCGUUGAAAAGGAAUCAUUCGUUAAGGAUUUUGAGAAAGAAUUUUUAGAACUAUCACAAGAACAAGAUGGAGAAGCCUUCGAAAGGUUAUCACGUUUCCAACACGCAAUCUUUGGUAUCAAUGAAUUUAUUGAUGAAAAUUUAGUCGACAGAAGAUUUGUGGAGGGUCUAAAAUACGUAGCGACUUUAAAAUUAAGGAAAUUUGCCUCCAGAGAUGAAGAAUUACUAAAUUUCCUUGCACAAUGUCCAGAUCAAGGGAUAUUAGAUGUUGGUGAAGCAUUUGUGCUCUUCACUAGUGAACAUAAGUUGGAAAGUGUUAAAGAGGCCUGUGAUGCAAUUAAAGAGUUAAGAGAAAGGGGAAACUACGUGCCCAGAUCAGAAGAAGUGGAUACCGUUACUCAAUAUAUUCAAAGAUUAGCACAGGCUCAAUUGGAAUCACCAGCACUUUAA